Spirodela intermedia is the source of this 9980-nucleotide messenger RNA. The record is from the annotation of a GenBank genome assembly. NCBI's taxonomy places the organism in Eukaryota, Viridiplantae, Streptophyta, Magnoliopsida, Alismatales, Araceae.
AUGCAAGGGGGACGGAUGGUGGUGGAGGAGUCCGUUCGGCUCGCUUCAAUUCUCACGCCUUCUAAACUGGUGACUAGUUUAUCUAUUACUCUCUUUUUCUGCUGGCUGCCGAGGUGGCUUAAUUUUCAUUACUCUGUUUGAAUGAACAUGCUUGUUUUUCUUUCUACCUUACUUAUCAUCUCGUGAUUUCCGAAGAAAGUUUCGUCAUCUCUUGCAUUCAGCCCCCCCCCCCCCCCCGUUUCUUGCUUCCUUUCUCUCGGGGUCGUUGGCAUCGCAGGAAAGUUUUUUGUCUUCUCUGUGUUGAUUUGCUGCGGUGAGUCGCCCUAUGUCUCGCAUUUCCCUAUUCUUCUUUUCAUUCACUAUCGGCUCGUUUGUAUUCUCCUGCUUCUAAACUGGUAGUUAGGUUCUCCGUUACUCGCUCUACUGGCGGUCAAGAUGGCUUAAUUUUCAUUAAUCUGUUUGCAUGAAUAUGCUUGUUUUUCUUUCUGUCUUAAUUAACGUCUCAUGUUUUACGCAUAAAGUUUUGUCAAUUCUUGCAUUUUUCUCCCGUUUCUUGCUUCCUUUCUCUCGGGGUGGUUGGCAUCUCAGGAAGGCCUUUUGUCUUCUCUGUGUCGAUUUGCUCCGGCGAGUCACCCCAACUCUUCUUUUCAUCUACUAUCGGCUGUCUUCAAUUCUCACUCCUUCGAAAAAGGUUGCUAGUCUCUCUGUUACCUUCUUUUUCUGCUGGCUGUCGAGAUGUCUUAAUUUUUAUUGUUCAGUUUGCAUGAAUAUGUUUUUUUUUUGUCUUAUUUGGCAUCUCAUGAUUUAUAAAGAAAGUUUUGUCAACUCUUGCAUUUUUCUCCCGUUUCUUGCUUCCUUUCCAUCGGGGUAGUUGGCAUCUCAGGAAGGUUUUUAGUCUUCUCUGUGUUGAUUGCCCCAGUGAGUCACCCCAUAUUUCACAUUCCCCUAUUCUUCUUUUCAUUUGAUAUCGGCUGUCUUCAAUUCUCACUCCUUCGAAACUGGUCAUUAGUUUCUCCGUUACCUUCUUUUUCUGCUGUCUGUCGAGAUGUCUUAAUUUUUAUUGUUCAGUUUGCAUGAAUAUGUUUUUCAGUCUUAAUUGGCAUCUCAUGAUUUACAAAGAAAGUUUGGUAAACUCUUGCACUUUUCUCCCGUUUCUUGCUUCCUUUCUAUCGGGGUGGUUGGCAUCUCAGGAAGGCUUUUAGUCUUCUCUGUGUUGAUUUGCUCCGGUGGGUCGUCCCAUGUCUCACAUUUCCUUAUUCCUCUUUUCAUUCGUUAAAUGGUUCAGUAGGGUUAUAUCAUUUUCCCAUUUCUUUCCCUCCUCUCUGGGCAAUGGAUUGACUUUUAAGAAUCUACUUUUAUGUUUUUAUCAUUUUUUUAUGAUUAUAUGACAGAUUUUACAAAGGAAAUGUUCGAUACAAUAAUAUCAUCCUUCACUGAAUCGUCCUCACUCUAAACUGUGGAAUCUUCACAUUUUCUUGGUUGACCUCGGAAACCAUGUGUUUUCUCCAAUCAUCAUGCGGAGGCUACAAGAAAUAUUCCUUUCCUUGUGAUGAUUUCCUUUUUUAAUAUAUACUAUUUUGUUCGAAAACGCACAUUCAUCAAUGGAAUAUGUUAAUAUUGUCUGAUAAAGCUGAUUUGAGAUACUUGUGAUGGUUUAGUACUGCCAAUUUGAUUUUCCUCAGAAACCUGGUUUCAUUAUCUCUAUGAAAUGCAGAACUUUUUCCCAUCGCUGACCAAAAUUGUCGCAACCCUUGGACCAAAGUCUCGCUCCAUUGAAGUGAUUGAAUCAUGCCUAACAUCAGGAAUGUCAGGUAAACUGUGCUGAUUUUUGAAGAUAUUUUCAUUUUUUACCAUAGAUUUUUUUUUUGAUCAUGCCUACUUUACCUCUGGCAGUUGCACGAUUUGAUUUCUCUUGGUUAGAUUCUGAGUACCACCAGGAGACUCUUGAGAAUUUGAGAAAAGCUGUGAAGAAUGUUAAGAAGCUGUGUGCAGUAAGUCUUGGAGGAUUAGUCUGGUAUCCCCUGUUUAUUCUUAUUAUUUUUUUCCUUUUCGCAGGUUUUAAAAUGAUAGACAGACAUGGUUCUUCACUUUCUCUUGAUAACUCGUGCAUUUUUUUUAUUUAAUAAGAAUCGUUUUAGUGUAUACUAUGAGAGCUAUGCCAUUUGCCGUUGUACCUCGAAUCUCUCCUUUUUUUUCAACAAUGUUUUUCUAUAUUCCAGAGAUAUUACAAGGAUGUGCAUUCAUUGUAUACUCUGCUUGCCCCAGAAGACCAUAAUUUACCAACCGCGAACUUAAGACUUCUUUAUGAAUUAUCUUGCAUGCUUUCCUUAUGAGAGUAAGUUAGUCGUAUAUUGUAUCUUGGUGGAAAAAUGCCCUCAAUGUACUUUUUCAAAGUACCUAGAGUGGAUAACUAAGCAUUUUAUCUCUUAAGAUCCAUACUUUUAACUUAAACCCCCACGUUGAGGCAGAGUAUAUGCACCCACCCGUAUCUAAACAGUGCAAUCAUUUUGAAAAAUUCAUCAUUUCUAUGGUAAUGUACUUGUGGAGCUAGUUCAUGCUGUUUGGGUCGUAGCAUCUAAGGUGUCAAUUUUCUUCAGGUUAUGCUGGAUACUGUUGGCCCAGAGCUUCAGGUUUUCAAUACUAAUGGGUCCCCAAUUGAGUUGAAAAAUGAUGAUCGCGUUACCAUUACGCCUGAUAUAUCAAAAGUUCCUUCAUCAGGGAUCUUGCCUGUUAAUUAUGCUGAAUUGGCAAAGGUGUGUCAAAUGAUACAGCACAAAGUAUUGUUAUUGCAUUUGAUUGUUUGUUUUAAUGCCAUUAAGCUUCCAUAUUUUCGUGUUGAUGGUUAAAAUCUUAGUCAGGGCUCGGCAUAAACUUGAGUACGUCUUUUUUACUGCAUAUCAAGACUUGAACUGUUUAUGAUCCAUUUUUAUGAUUCUCAUGAAUAUAUUGAAGAGAAUGGCUAUAUGCUCGUGAACUUGCUUUUUUUUCAAAAGAACUGAUGAGAUAAGAUGAGAUUGUAAAUAUAACCCUAAUUCGAAGGUAGUAUUAUUGUUUGUGGAUCUCGUUUGAUGACUUGACUAUUUCUUGAUCUGAGCACUAAGUUAGCCUGUAUUCGGAAUAUUACUUUUUGUUCCUCACUUUAUCUUUUACUUAAUUUGUAUCAGUGAGUUGAUAUAGCUGUUUCGACCCAUUAAACAUAUGUGAACAAGUACAGUGAUUUCUCCAAGAAAUUGUAAUUUAUUCACUUUUUAAAUAGUAUUUAGAGUUUUAUGAUCUAAUUAAUGGUGGGUUCUAACUAAGUGAAUGAGUUCUAUGGGACUAUUUCAACAGAUCUGCCGGAAGACAGACCCAUUGGGUCACUUUAGCUCUCUCAUGAAAGAGGGUUGAUCUGUCUGCUUAUUGAUGCUGAAACUGCAGAAACGUCAUUCCCUCACUUAACAUAAAUAGUCUUAUGAAUGGAGCUCCAUAUUGCAUCUUAUCUGUGGUUCAUUUUGUCCGGAUUUGUUAAUAAUGUUUCUGUAGAUAUAGUUGACGUGAACGAAACUCUCAUGGCAAAGAUAUUGGUGCUUUCUAAUUUCCGUCCCAAUGUUCUUUUAGCUUCAAUUAUUCUAAAUUCUGCGUCAUAGGUAUCUGGCUGGCUCUUGCUGACAUUGUCUUUGUGUUGUAAUCUAAUCCCGUGUAAGAUGGUCUAGCUCUCUUUGUUUAAACAUUUAUAACAGUUUUUUCCCAAUGCGGAACUGCAGGCUGUUAAAAAGGGUGAUACAAUUUUUGUUGGCCAGUAUCUCUUCACAGGAAGUGAGACGACAUCUGUUUGGCUAGAGGUGAAAACAUGGGUUGAUCCUUUGUUUUUACAUGGCUGAAUAUUCUGGUGUUUUUUUUCGUCUUUAACUGAAAAUUUAUCUUCUUUUUGCAGGUAAUUGAAACAAAUGGUGAAGAUGUCAUCUGUCUCGUGAAGAAUAGUGCUACACUUUCGGGUUUUAUUUUGACUAUGCAUGUAGCUCAAGUCCACAUCAACUUGCCUACUUUGACUGAAACUGAUAAGCAGGUCAGCUCACUCCCUUAUGACUUGACUGUUGAUAUUUUGGUCAGAACUUUAAAUCCUUUUCUGUUGCAGACGCCUAAUCUCCCUCAUGAUCGUUCGCGUUUUUGAAUUAUUGUUUCAUUUUAUCUUCAGGAUAAGUAAGCAUGGUAUAAAAUCCUUUGAUUUCUUCUAGUUGAUCUUUAUUUCUUGGAGGUCUUUCAUAGAAGAUGUAGGCCAUGCCUUAUAAAUUUAGAUAUGUGACUCUUAUGUUCCUUUGCCAAAUAAUGAUUUAUAGUUUCAUCUGCAAUUUUUGCCCCUGGUAUGAGAUCAGAUUUCGAUUUCAGUGAGAACAAGAAAAGGUUGUGUUUUCAACGUGAAAUAUGUCUGAUUCUCUCUUUACAUUCGAAUAGCACGUCUACCUGACACAAAAUGAUGCAAUGAGAGGUUAAUGACUGGUUGAAGGUCUGUCUGAGUUUUAUCUCGACUUGUCAUCCUUUAGGUUAUUUCAACGUGGGGGAGUCGUAACAGUGUUGAUAUCAUUUCACUCUCUUACACACGACAUGCAGAGGAUGUACAGCAAGUGAGUUCUUUGAAGCUUUUUGAACUAUAGUUUUUCAAUUAAAAUCACUUUGAUUGAUGAGAGGAUGCUCAUUAGUCGAUUCACAUCUAUUCUCAUUCCUGUAUGCCUGUGGCGAAUGUUGCUCCAUAUUCUCAUUCAUGCAACAACAGGUAGCUUAGUGAUGCUUUACUAUUAUAAUGGACGAAAUAGGACCAGAAAUGCGGAAGACAUAACUGUAGUAUAGUACGGUAAUGUAAGGUUGGGACGAAUGUGUAUCUUGGAUACAUUUUAUGCUGUUCUUGAUAACAUAUUUCUUAGAUGGACUGAAAAUUUUCGAUGAUUUCUUUGCCAAAACAUAUUCCUGAUUAUUGACAUAGAUCUGAUUUUGAAAGGGCAAGACUUUCUUUCCUUGCAAUUAAAGAAAUUGGUUUUCCUCAUUGAUACUGUUGAUAUUCCUAUCAGAUACUCCCUCAUUAUACCUGAAGGCAUCAUAAUUUCAGACAAAACAGUUUCUUCAAAUUAUGGCAGUCUUCACCAUAGCCCCAAAGAAGCUGUCCAAGUAUCUAACAUUGCCCUCGUUUCUGAACACUUACUUUUUUUGUGAUGCUACGUCAUUCUUUUUUAUUCGAAAUGCAAUUACUCUUAGUAUAAAUAUUUUGAUAGUCAGAAAAUUAUAAUGCUCUAAAAUAGGUCAACACACUAUUGUUACAUUCCAGAAAAGAAGGGAAACGCACAAAGGAAAGUGUGCGGUAUCCUUGUCUGAUGUUCAGUUUCUCAAUUUUGUCAAAAAUUGUGCCAGGCUUACUGAACAGCCAGAUGUAUUGUAAUAUGUUUUAUGCGCAAGAUUCAUAACCAAUUUUUGAUUCACCUGUCACUAGGCAACUUUCUCCCGAAUGAAUGUUUUACUUUAAAAUUUUCAUCAAAUUACAUUGCUUUGCUUAAAAUAUUCAUCGGGAAUGUUAAAUUGAAAUAGUUGAUUGUCUUUGUUUCUUAUGGAAAAUAUUCUUGUCCGUUGAGCAUGUUUCCGUCGUGGAAACUAUUCUCUAUGGCAGGUGCAUAAAGGCAACUUGUAAAAAUGAAUUCACUUCCAACACAUCAUAUGCCUGUUUGUCGUUCUUUGUUUAAUAUUAUCCAAAUAUCUUGCUCUAAAUAAUCUUGUCUUCCUGUUAUAAGUUUAUUUCAUUUUGCUACGUAAAGUUUGCUGUUGUACCUCAUAUUAUAGUUCCCUUAUUGAUGUCAGAUACCAGGUGAUUGUCUAUUUAUGUUAAAUGCUUAACGUACUCCCAUAAGAGCCCACUUAGUUUUAAAAUACUUUCCUUGAUGAUCCAUGUUGGAUCCAUCGAUUAUUCCUCAAAUGGUUAACAAUUCCUGAUGCUUAGUUUUAGAAAUUUUCUGUCAUCUACGGCAUACUGUUCGGAAUUGGAGGAAGAAGAUGAAUUUUGUGGAAGAUGUUCCUCUUGUUUCAGCAAUCUUUAUCCCUGAUACUGUAUCCAAUUAGCCUGCCUUAUUAGAUUAUAAAACAUAAAUUUUUUCUAGGAAAACAACUGAUCAGCAGCAGGUCUUUCCCUCUGAAAUCGCCAUCUUAAUUACAAACAAAUAACAAUGUACAUAUUGGAGAGGUUAACAACAAUUAAAUAUCUGAUAAUAUAUUUUACAUUACUUCCUGGGAACAAACUCACAAAGAUUUUUUCAUUUCCUCUCAGUUGCGUUAUAUUCGAAUAGCUGAAUGUUUGUACUGUCAGGGUGAUUGCAUUCUAGUGAUUUCUGAUUCAGUAAAGUGUGUCAUUCUUCAGUAUAAUUAAUUAUAUAUGACAACGCACAUAAAAUUGAUGUCCAAAGAAUUUGUUUGAGUUCCUUAUAAUAUCUCAUAUGUUUAUUUUCGUUUGCAGCUUAGAGCAUUCCUUGACGCUCAUAAUCUUACUGAAACUCAGAUAUUUGCUAAAAUUGAAAAUGUGGAGGUGAGUAAAUGUUUUUAACAUUGAACUAUGGUUCUUGAUUGGCCUUCAUUUGUUUAUCCUUUAGAAAUGGGAAAAUCCGUGCCUUUCAGUUAGUCUUAUUCAGUAUUUUUUCCUGGUUCAACAUGUUUUCCAUAUCAGUUAAAUUUUGUCUUUAUUUCAAUACGUUAUACCAUCUACAUUACAGGGUCUGAGGCAUUUUGACGAUAUCCUCCAAGAAGCGGAUGGUAUUAUACUUUCUCGUGGCAAUUUAGGCAUAGAUCUUCCUCCAGAAAAGGUUAUCCUCAAAUCUAUCAAACUUUAUAAUUUACUGACCUUACUACUUAGGUAUUGGUUAUUUUAGUUUCCUGCUAGAAAUUUCACCGCCAUUAUUUUAAAAUGUACCUACAGACCUCGUAACUAUUAGCGAAUAUAAAUACUUUCAGAUUGUCAAGAGUAAAUUCUUUAUUUCAUCUGUGUUUUUAUCAUAUCAUCUGUGUUUUUAUUUCACUAUUGAUGACAUCUAAACUAUUUUAUUUUUAUUCCUGAUUGAUAAUUAUUGAAUCUUAUUGUAUUUUCUGUUUUUGUCCUCUUGUACUCUAGUCAAAUUUUGUUUGUGGCUAUUUCGCUUCAUGUAAAGACAUAAGUUCGUGCUGAUUUAUUCCAAGUGAUAAGUCAAAACUAUUUCGCUCGACCCUUCUAUAUUAGCACGAAUUGUGAUUGUAACAAUGAGGCGCCUUUUUUACGUGAGAAAGAAUAGACAAACCAAUAUCCGUUGAUGGAAACAGGUGACUCUGCUUUCCUCAGCUCAAUUAUCGGUGAAUCUCUACCUAUUAAGUGGAGGUAGUCAAACUCUCCUGCUGCUGAAUGGUGACGUCUUAGCUUUAGGUGCAACAGCUAAGUCAUUCUCAACAUAACGAUGGUAUCUCCUAGCUUGGAGGUUAUUUUGGAAACCAUCAUCUAUAUUAAUACUGGAACAUUUUUCUGGUGGUAAAAAAAUUGUACUUCAUUACACUUUCUUAACCCACACAGAUAUUCAUUGCAAACUGUCUGUGAUCCUCUCUUUGUCUAGACUAUUACUGUAUUUAUUACAGUUUAGGUUAAUAUUUCAGGGCUACUCUAGUGCUUUUCCGAGCUCAAAAAUAUAGACACCCAAAGAAAACUUAAUAGGUUCUCUAUAGUUUUUAGCAUUUGCAGUCUUGUGGGAGACUUACGUCUGCAGUUGAAACACUCUUCAAAAUCCUUGUAUUCUUCAUAAAAUCAUAUCGAUGACACCUGCCAAAUGGAUAGUACAAUGCAGAAAUUCGGCAUGACAAUGAUUUCUUGCCUUCCAUAUGUGGAAGUUGCUCUGAAAUAUCUUUAUGGAACUUCGCAGAAAGUAUUGUGUGAUCGGUCAUUUAUCCUUCACCUUGGAAGUGUUUUGUGAUCCAUCUAGUGGAUGACUCCCACUCCCUUGGAGAACAUCACAAAUCCACAUAACGAAUUCACCUUGUUCACUCCCUCUUUCGCAAUGUAGUGCAAUAGAAAUGUUUUUUUUUCUGGUCUCUGUAGUAAAUCACUACGCUGAAAACAACGGAGCCAAUCCCACUGUCGCUCACGUAAUCAAUCCUAAACUUUAUCCUCGCCAUUUGAUGCGUUGCAAGCACUGUUUAUUGACUUAGUGUUCGUAUCCCACUCAUAUGUUUUGGAUCAAUUUUCCAUAUAGUUCAUAUUUUGUGGUUAAAGUUAUUAGUUGACCACCUUUUGUUCUGAGGUGAUUGCAAACUUUGAUGUUUCGAAGUCCAAGCUGAGUUGUAAUUGAGUCAGUAGCUGAUUGUUAUUCUGUGUUUUCAAUAUGUUACUGAGUCGACCAACUCCUCUUGGAUAACAUUUUGUUUGUAAUUGGCUGAGUUACAAACUAUUAUAAAUGCUGAUUUAUGGGGGCUGCAGGUAUUCCUGUUUCAAAAGGCUGCUCUUCAUAAGUGCAACAUGAUGGGGAAGACUGCCAUUGUUACUAGAGUAGUCGAUAGCAUGACCGACAAUUUACGCCCUACCCGGGCUGAGGCGACCGAUGUGGCAAAUGCUGUCCUUGAUGGUUCGUAAUGCAGUAUUUUUUCCUCAAACUGAGCCCAUAAUGCAUUUCAAUGAUUUCAAGCCGCUCUUUCUCUUCAUUUUUUUUUCAUCAUUUAUUAAAAAAAAAUUAUACUUCGUCCAACUGAUGUCGCAUGCCUUUCUAUUUUCUAGGCGCUGAUGGAAUUUUAUUAGGAGCAGAGACACUCAGGGGUCUGUAUCCUGUUGAUGCGAUAAAAACUGUCGGAAGAAUUUGCGCUGAAGUAUGCCUCUUAAAUCUGCCUGACGACUUAGAACUCUGUUCCAUUCAUGCUAUAAGUUUUUCUGGACAAUGCUUGACCGAAUUAAUAUGCCACAAUAUCAUCGCCAAGUAUCUUCUCCAUAUUUGCAGGCUGAAACUGUUUACGACCAGUCUGCUCACUUUAAAAGCGUUGUGAAGCAUGUUGGGGAGCCAAUGUCUCAUUUAGAAUCUGUUGCUUCUUCCGCGGUAACACAGAUAUUUUAUUGUUGUAAUUAAAUUCCUUCUCUGUGCAAACACGGUCCCUUAAUGAGGCCUGUAUUUUUCCCUUUUCAUGAUUGCAGGUACGCGCCGCAGUUAAAGUCAAGGCGGCAAUUAUUGUGGUCGUAACUAUGUCUGGCAGAGCUGGACGGUAUAGACCAGAUAUACAGAUGCAUUUAUGUCAUUUGCGUAUUUAAGAUUCGAUCCUUGUUCCUGACCAGCAAUAAAUGGCAGUUCCGACCUGAAUACUGAAAAGCCUUUCAACGUUGCGUUUGCAGGCUCAUUGCUAAAUACAGACCUCCAAUGCCCGUGUUGGCUGUCGUUGUUCCACGGCUUCGGUCAAACUCACUGAAAUGGAGCUUCUCGGGCGCAUUACAGGUUAAAGAACGACGUCUUGCCAGGGUUUUGUUAUCUUCGAUUGUGUUGAGAUCCUUGGAUGGAGGUGGGUUCAAUCCAAUCUUGUUGUUGUCUGUGAUGCAGGCUCGGCAGUCUCUUGCUGUCAGAGGAGUCUACCCUGUCCUGACCAGUCCCACCGUGGUAGGUUUUCCUUUCUUUUGGAACCCAUUACGAAUAAUUAUCUUAAUAGAUUUUCGGUAAAGAUUCAUCAAUACCCCCCCCCCCACACCCCCACGUCGGAGAUUCCCCUUGAAGCAGUGCAACCUCACGGUUGUUAGGGAGUGGCAGCUAGCAGAUAAUAAUGUUCUCUUUCUGUAUUUCUCACUGGAUGAUCUCAUUCUUUCUCGUCUCCUCCUUUUCUUCCAGGUAUCUUCGGGCAGUCCGGGCGACGGGUCCGACCUGUCCCUCGCGCUGAGCUACGCCAAGUCUGUGGGCUUGGUGAAGCCCCACGACCGGGUCGUCGUCUUCCAGAAGAUCGGGGACUCGUCGGUCGUCGAGAUCGUCGAGCUGCACGACACCUGA